AUGGAAGAGAAGUAUCAAAAGGUUUUGCCUAUGAAUUUCAAGAAACUCUUAUCGAUUCAAUUGAAGAAGUACGUCAAACCUGAGAGGCUGGUAAAGGUGAAGAACUCGUUCAAGAUUUCGUCCAUUGAAAAACUGAAACUCACCAUUAGUGAAGACCUUAAGAAUAGCAAGAAAGAGCUUUCGCCACUGCCGAAUCAAAAGUUUGCUGAGAAAGUCUCGCGCAAGGGGGUGAAGACCAAGAGGUUGAGUCAGGUUAAGACUCCGGAAGGCCUUAAGAAGCCAACGGCAACGAUUAGGAAGACGAAGGUGUUGACUCAUUUCAACACCCCUGAAGGGUUGAAGAAGAAGAUGACUAAAAUGUAA
Molecule: messenger RNA, 363 nt
Organism: Humulus lupulus (European hop)
Lineage: Eukaryota; Viridiplantae; Streptophyta; Magnoliopsida; Rosales; Cannabaceae
Product: histone H1-like
Exons: 1
Coding region: 1-363 (120 amino acids)
Biological process (GO): nucleosome assembly
Cellular component (GO): nucleosome
Molecular function (GO): DNA binding
Source: RefSeq, a predicted model, not a curated record